AUGACUGACGUGCCCAAACUAAAAAUACACCUAAAAAUACACACAGGAGAGAAGCCUUACUCCUGCUCUGACUGUGGAAAAUGUUUUAAAACAUUAGGUUAUAUAAAGGUUCACCAGAGAACACACACAGGAGAGAAGCCUUAUUCCUGCUCUGACUGUGGAAAAUGUUUUAAAACAUUAUAUGAUCUAAAAGUUCAUCAGAGAACACACACAGGAGAGAAGCCUUACUCCUGCUCUGACUGUGGAAAAUGUUUUAAAACAUUAGGUUAUAUAAAGGUUCACCAGAGAACACACACAGGAGAGAAGCCUUACGUCUGCUCUGACUGUGGGACGAGUUUCUCUCAGCUGGGCAACUUAAAAACACACCAACGUAUACACACAGGAGCGAAGCCUUAUUCCUGCUCUGACUGUGGAAUUUUUUUUAAAACAUCAACUGAGCUAAAAGUUCACCAGAGAACACACACAGGAGAGAAGCCUUACGUCUGCUCUGACUGUGGAAAAUGUUUUAAAACAUCAACUGAGCUAAAAGUUCACCAGAGAACACACACAGGAGAGAAGCCUUAUUCCUGCUCUGACUGUGGAAAAUGUUUUAAAACAUCAACUGAGCUAAAAGUUCACCAGAGAACACACACAGGAGAGAAGCCUUACGUCUGCUCUGACUGUUGGGCGAGUUUCUCUCAGCUGGGCAACUUAAAAACACACCAACGUAUGUAUACACACAGGAGCGAAGCCUUAUUCCUGCUCUGACUGUGGACAAUGUUUUAAAACAUGAUAUGAUCUAAAAGUUCACCAGAGAACACACACAGGAGAGAAGCCUUACGUCUGCUCUGACUGUGGGGCGAGUUUCUCUCUGCUGGGCACCUUAAAAACACACCAACGU
Oncorhynchus kisutch (coho salmon) is the source of this 880-nucleotide messenger RNA. RefSeq names its product gastrula zinc finger protein XlCGF17.1-like. The record is from RefSeq and is a predicted model, not a curated record. Gene Ontology annotation, cellular component: nucleus. The transcript has 2 exons. Gene Ontology annotation, biological process: regulation of transcription by RNA polymerase II. The coding region runs from base 1 to 747 and encodes 248 amino acids. NCBI's taxonomy places the organism in Eukaryota, Metazoa, Chordata, Actinopteri, Salmoniformes, Salmonidae. Gene Ontology annotation, molecular function: RNA polymerase II transcription regulatory region sequence-specific DNA binding; DNA-binding transcription factor activity, RNA polymerase II-specific.